UCUCUAUACUUUUCUGGGUCAAAAGAAGUUUGUACAGUGUAUGUGAGGGAGUGCAAGAGGACAAGAUGAAGCUGAAUUACUUUGUCGGCAGUCUUUUGGUCAUGAUGUGUACCGUUGGUGUUUGUACAGGAAAUGGACCCUCAAUAUCAUGUUGUACAGAAAAGGACACAACGCCAAUCAAAGCUGAAGAAAUCGUGAGCUAUGUACUUGAAAAUCCACCAUGUUAUAUAGGAGCUGUAAGGUUUCUUUUAAUAAACAACAGAACCAGGUGUUCUGAUCCAGAGAGACUUUGGGCCAAGCGUGCCAUAAAGAUAAUAAAUAUUAGAAAUACAACAAAAGCACCAAAAACCCCACCAUCUUCUGCAACCAUGAAAGAUACCACUAGAAGCACAUUUUCACCUGGAACAACUACAGACAUCACAGUUACCAUGACAACAUCUAAAGUACCAUCAUCCACAUGGGAGCCAACAACAUACACCAAUAGUUUUUCAACCAAACAACCGACUGAGAAGCCGCCUCAAAGGACAACAAUGCAAAUUCCGACAGUGAAGACGACAACAAAGAUGACUACUAUAAUGGACAGUACACCAUUGAUAACUGAUAUCAAGACGACUGUUACAACGAUGGCCAUGACCACAGAAAGGCCAGUGACCACGACAACAACUGUAAGUACAUCAAUCACACGGGAACGACCAGCAACUUACAUCACUCAUACAGCCUCGACCGAAGAAUCGCCAAGGAAUACCAGAAAACCACAACACUGGACGACAAGGCAAAUUACGACCAUUACAGAAAGGGAGAGAGUUACGCCUGAAACAAAGACAACUUCCAUGACCAGGACAACAUCCUCAACCAAAAAACUUCCUGGGAAUACCAGAAAGCCACAGCAUGGGACAACAUCAAAGCAAAAAGUGACCAUUAAGCAAAGGAACACACAUGGAACUGAAAUCAUCUUGGCUACAACAGCAGAAACCAGAGUGACCACAACAACACCUAAAGGAACAUCAACCACGAAAAGACCAGAACAGAAAAGUAAUGUUACAUCACGGAGACAACGCUGCCCACCGCUUGUGACCAAGAACCUAGAUAAGCAUAAAAAAGGCAAGAACACAUCAUGGAUAAUCAAACGCUUGUUAAAGAAACGUAAGCAAGGACUGAGGAGAGUACAAAUGAGUCCAGGAUGCAUAGAAGGUUAAGCAAAAGUCUGUGGAGUUAAAGGUUUAGAAUCUUUUGCACUUGGAGAUUACCAAAAAAUCUUGCGGUUAUUCUUCGCCCUCUGCCAUAGGCACGCACUUUCCGCAUUGACUCAUUCUGCGUCAGAUCGGUACCACUAGGACUACUUUUUAAACUUUUGAUACAUUGACAUGGCCAUGAUCUGUAUUCCGCAGUGACGUUCAUGCCAGGUUUCAAACUGUACAAAAUUUACAGAUGCAUUCAGAUUAGAUUAUUUGGCAAAUCUCAUUAUCCAGAGCUCCUUAAAGAAAUGCUUUGUAGACUUCAAGGUCAUGCUUGAAGAAUUAAACCUAAAACUCGAAGAAAUUCAAAGAAGCUAGUCCUAGUAGAGGUUAAUUUUAAUUUUCCAUGUUUUUUAUUUUGUUCUCAUUUGGGUGCUUAGUAAAGCUAUCCUGGGGAAGCUGAUCCCACCACUCGAUCCCACCACUCGAGUGCCUAUAUAUACAUAUAUAUAUAUAUACAUAUAUAUAUAUAUAUAUAUAUACAUAUAUAUAUAUAUAUAUAUAUAUAUAUAUAUAUAUAUAUGUAUUUGAAUGUAUGUAUACAUUCCCAGCAAUCCUAGAUAUGUCAUUUUUAUGCUAUAUGUAUUUUUUUGUUUGUUUGUUUCACUUUUUACAUCCAUUGUGAUCUGGAGCAAUAGAGUGUUCUAUCUCUGUUGAACCAUUGCUCUGAUGUGCGAUAAUACUGUGACAUUGAUGUAACGUAAAGUCACUUCUUGAUUAAUAUAUGCUAUGAUAUUUAUUACAUGGAUUACAAUAUUUAUGCUUCCAUUUAGAGUAUCAGUUUAUCUCAUUAAAGCACAUAUACUUUAA
Hemibagrus wyckioides is the source of this 2045-nucleotide messenger RNA. RefSeq names its product mucin-2-like. NCBI's taxonomy places the organism in Eukaryota, Metazoa, Chordata, Actinopteri, Siluriformes, Bagridae. Gene Ontology annotation, molecular function: chemokine activity. The coding region runs from base 66 to 1196 and encodes 376 amino acids. Gene Ontology annotation, biological process: immune response. Gene Ontology annotation, cellular component: extracellular region. The record is from RefSeq and is a predicted model, not a curated record. The transcript has 3 exons.